Molecule: messenger RNA, 2106 nt
Organism: Brassica oleracea var. oleracea
Lineage: Eukaryota; Viridiplantae; Streptophyta; Magnoliopsida; Brassicales; Brassicaceae
Product: probable WRKY transcription factor 31
Exons: 6
Coding region: 275-1897 (540 amino acids)
Biological process (GO): regulation of DNA-templated transcription
Molecular function (GO): sequence-specific DNA binding; DNA-binding transcription factor activity
Source: RefSeq, a predicted model, not a curated record
UUUGUAGGCGAAGCAUCUGGACCGGUAAGAGACUCUCUCAUCAAUCAUAGCCACAUACCAAACUAUCUUUCUCUCUCUAAUAUAUCUUUCUUUGCUCUUUUAUCUUCUUGAUCUUCCUAUAUAUGGAGAAACACCAAAAGGGUACAACAAUACUAUACGGAUCCAACAAACUGGAUUGAUUACCCACAAGUACUUAUUUCUUUUUGUUCCUAGCGUUUCGGAGAAUCCGAUCAAGAACAAAGUAAACCAUAUUAUAAGUAUUAUAUAGACUUAGAUGUUCCGGUUUCCGGUGAGUCUAGGAGGUUCACGUGACGAAACCCGUCACGAUCAGAUCACACCGUUGGACGAGCGUCGUGUAGUGGUUGGUGAGGUUGACUUCUUCUCUGAUAAGAGAGAUAGGGUUUCACGUGAGAACAUCAACGACGACGAAGACGACGAAGCCAGUAAGGUUCACGUCAAAAUGGAGAGUUCACGAGUUGAAGACAACGAUCGUUCUAGAGAUGUAAAUAUCGGGCUGAAUCUUCUGACGGCGAAUACGGGAAGCGAUGGAUCAACAGUGGAUGAUGGACUGUCAAUGGAUAUGGAAGAUAAACGUGCAAAGUUUGAGAACGCACAAUUGCAAGAGGAGCUGAAGAAGAUGAAAAUAGAAAACCAAAGGCUAAGGGAAAUGUUGAGCCAAGCGACCAACAACUUCAAUUCCUUACAGAUGCAACUUGUUGCCGUCAUGAGGCAACAAGAACAACGCAACUCCUCCCAAGAUCAUCUGUUGGCUACGGAAGGUAACGCAGAAGGAAGUAAACGGCAAGAAGUGCAAACCAUGGUGCCAAGGCAGUUCAUGGACCUCGGGCCGUCUUCUGGCGCGGUCGAGCAGGAUGCUGAAGUGUCAUCUGAAGAGAGAACAAUGCUGCGCUCAGGAUCUCCUCCUUUGCUUCUGGAGAAUUCAAAUCCCCGAGAGACCGGAAAGAGGUUACUUGGGAGAGAAGAAAGCCCGGAAUCCGAGUCUAACGCCUGGGGAAACCCUAACAAAGUCUCCAAACACAAUCCACCUUCCGGAAGCAACAACAACAACAACAACAACGGAAACAGAAACCUUAUUGAUCAGUCCGCUGCGGAAGCCACCAUGCGAAAAGCCCGUGUCUCAGUUCGCGCCCGGUCUGAAGCAACUAUGAUAACCGAUGGAUGUCAAUGGAGAAAGUACGGACAAAAAAUGGCUAAAGGAAACCCUUGUCCGCGAGCUUAUUAUCGCUGCACGAUGGCUGGUGGAUGUCCUGUUCGUAAGCAAGUGCAACGUUGCGCAGAAGACAGAUCUAUUCUCAUAACCACUUACGAAGGAAACCACAACCAUCCGCUUCCACCAGCCGCAAUGGCCAUGGCCUCAACAACCACCGCAGCCGCAAGCAUGCUCCUCUCAGGCUCAGUGUCUAGCCAAGACAAUUUAAUGAACCCAACAAACCUCCUAGCUCGAGCCAUCUUGCCUUGCUCCUCAAGCAUGGCCACAAUCUCAGCCUCCGCGCCGUUCCCAACCAUCACACUGGACCUCACCAAUUCACCCAACGGUAACAACCCGAACAUGACCACUAAUAACCCGUUGAUGCAGUUCGCUCAAAGACCCGGUUUCAACCCGGCGGUGUUGCCUCAAGUGGUUGGUCAAGGUUUGUAUUAUAACCAACAACAAUCCAAAUUUUCUGGUUUACAGUUACCCGCUCAGCCGCUGCAGAUGGCUGCAACUUCUUCGAUGGCCGAGAGCGUUAGUGCCGCCAGUGCAGCGAUUGCGUCCGAUCCAAACUUUGCUGCGGCUUUAGCGGCAGCAAUUACGUCCAUUAUUAACGGCUCCAGUCAUCAGAAUAAUAACGGCAAUAAUACCAAUCUGGCUACUAGCAACGGUGACAAUAUAUAGGCAGUAAGAGUCUUUGUUUUGAUGCUCGAUUUUAUUUUAUUGGUACUUUGUUUUUUGAGUUUUGGAUGUGUAAUUAUUCGUAUCCUUGGUUUUGCUUUUGUUCGUAAACAAGAAGGGUCUUUGAGAACAUGUUUUUCCUCUUGUUCUUCGUGUAAGAUCAACGUUUUUGUGGGUACUUGAAUUUCAGUUAAAAAUAAAAUUUCUUUAAA